UCCUUGUGAACGACAAGAACAUGGAGGAAAAACUUAUACAAUUUCUGAAAGAUUCAAAAAUUUACUACGAUCUAUAAUCAAUAUUUAUUAAAAACAACAUUGUAACCGGGCCGACUUCAAGCACGAAGUCAAAUCAUCCAAAAGAGUUGAACCGGCCUCCGGCUGAAAAACUCUAUAAUAAAGAAUAUAAAAAAAAAGAUUGCCGUCGUCACGCGGGAUCUGUGCUGGGGCUUGAACAUUUCCGCCUACCUGGUGAUCAUCAUGGACACGCAGUUCUAAAACGGUAAGAGUUACUAUUCCGCUAGAGGAUGACGACGCCAAGUGCGUGCUGAUGUGUCAGAGCUCCAAAAAGGACUUCUCCAAGAAGUUCCUCAACGAGAGUUUACCGGUGGAAAGUCAUCUGGAUCAUCGUAUGCACGAUCACUUCAACGCAGAGAUCGUCACCAAAGCCAUUGAAAACAAACAGGACGCCGUUGAUUACCUUACCUGGACGUUCCUGUACCGGCGACUCACCCAGAACCCGAACUACUACAACCUGCAGGGCGUCACCUACCGACACUUGUCGUACCACCUGUCCGAAUUGGUCGAAUCGACCCUCUCCGACCUGGAGCAGUCCAUAUCCAUCAGCGUGGAGGACGAGAUGGAUACGCUGCCGCUGAAUCUGGGCAUGAUCGCGGCGUACCUACUACUACACCACGAUCGAGCUGUUCAACUUGUCGUUGAAUCUAUAGGCUUCUGGAGAUCAUCUUCGAGGUCAACAUUUUGGCCGCGCAGUUGCCAAACAAGCUGACCGGACCGAACGAAACUGCUCCCAAGUAGAUACAUCGACCCUCACAUCAAGACAAACCUGCAGCUGCAGGCUCACCUCUUCCGCAUCCAGCAAUUAAGUUCCACAGACAGGAACAGGACAAACUGUUUCCCACGGAUAAUGCCGAUUGACAGAGUUUUGCUUUUGCACGAUGGCAACGUAACGUUCACUAAUAAUACAAGAA
This is a messenger RNA of Culex pipiens pallens (northern house mosquito), 992 nucleotides long. RefSeq names its product putative U5 small nuclear ribonucleoprotein 200 kDa helicase. Bases 332 to 790 code for a protein of 152 amino acids. Lineage: Eukaryota; Metazoa; Arthropoda; Insecta; Diptera; Culicidae. Gene Ontology annotation, biological process: spliceosome conformational change to release U4 (or U4atac) and U1 (or U11). The record is from RefSeq and is a predicted model, not a curated record. Gene Ontology annotation, cellular component: spliceosomal complex. Gene Ontology annotation, molecular function: RNA binding; RNA helicase activity. The transcript is spliced from 2 exons.